Messenger RNA from Puccinia graminis f. sp. tritici CRL 75-36-700-3, 583 nucleotides. RefSeq lists its product as uncharacterized. The record is from RefSeq and is a predicted model, not a curated record. Lineage: Eukaryota; Fungi; Basidiomycota; Pucciniomycetes; Pucciniales; Pucciniaceae. The transcript is spliced from 3 exons. Bases 250 to 561 code for a protein of 103 amino acids.
GACGGCUCCUGACCCGGUCGGAUGGCUCAUGAUUGUCAAUUUGUGUUGCCGAGUCAAGCAGCAAGCAGCAGGCAGACCAAGUCAAGCAGGCAACCCCAGUCAAGCUGUAGGUCUGGGCUAUAAAUAGAGGCAGACAUCCCUCUCUUUUUGCCCCAGCGCAUCACCCACUCACAUCAGACUCAACAACAAUCACUUGGACACCACUCCUUCUCCACUACACUCUCAUUCACCCUCUCAAAGUUCACCAGUAUGCGAAGCGUAAUCGUUGCCGUCUGCCUCUUGGCUGCCGCCGCCAUGGCAUCCCCAGUAGAACUCCAAGCCCGAAAGCCGUGUGGAUACAGCUGUGACCCAUCCUACAUCAAUGGCGGCAACACCGGCGGUGGUUUCUUCUACGACAGCGACCGCUCGAGUGACAGCAGAUACCACGACUCAGCGAGCCAAUUCCAAUCCACUCCUUAUGGCAUAUUCAGCAGCCAAAGGGAGAAUGACGCUGCCGCCUCCUCCCAUGAUCACACCCAAAUCAUCUCCACCCCCGGCAUCGACGACGGCCGCUUGUACUAGGCAGCGACACAACACCGUGCCC